CUUUGGGAUUCAACAUGAUGGCAACGGCAAUGACUGUGAGCCGAUUGGGAAAAGACCUUUCGUCAUGUCUCCACAGCUCCUGUAUGGCACCUCCACCCCCAGCUGGUCGCGCUGCAGCCGCCAGUACAUCACCCGCUUCCUGGAGUGAGUUCUAAUUCUAUUGUCCCACACUGAUGACCUCAUCAUUCUGUCUGUUUACGUUUCUCCCUGUUUCUCUCUGACUUUGUAAUGAUCAUGCAAAUAAUGAUAUAUAGAAAAACCAUACAAUGCAUCAUUCAAUCAGGCUUAAUUGAACUGAUGGAGUUAAUGUGUGAUUGAGCUACAGUGGUCCUCUGUAGCUCAAUUGGUAGAGCAUGGCGCUUGUAACGCCAGGGUAGUGGGUUUGAUCCCCGGGACCACCCAUACGUAAAAAUGUAUGCACACAUGACUGUAAGUCGCUUUGGAUAAAAGCGUCUGCUAAAUGGCUUAUUAUUAUUAUUAUUAUUAUUAUUAUUAUUAUUAUUAUUAUUAUUAUAUUAUUAAUGCAAUGUUCUCAAAGGAAAACAGAAUGCUAACAUAAUUUCCUCACUAUCUGUCGUUCUAUCUAUCUCUCUCUCUCUUUAUGUCUCUCUCUCCGUCUGUCUUUCUCUCUCUCAUUCUCUCUCUCUUCUCUCCUCACCCCCUUCAAACCACUUUAUCUGUCUCUUUCCCGUGUCCAACUCCCAAUGCUACAAUUCCACUCAUCGUUUGUGCCACUGAUGGCCCUUGAAUCCAUAAUACAGCUACUCUCCAAUAAGGACCUAAUGUAAUAUGUACCGUAUAUAUGCGCUGGUUAUGAGUGCAUUCUAAUUGUCCCAUGGUCUCUUUGUUCCAUGUUCCUUGCUUGAUGCUUUCAAAUUGAUCAGUUCCACCACUGAUGUAUCCACUUUCAAUCUACCAUCUACCCAAAAUAGCCUGAAUAUGAGAGGGUUGUAUGUGGAUGGUACUUAGAAUGUUUAAAUCGCAGAUCAAUUGACAAAAACUCAUCAUUGCUUAGUACCAUCCAAUUGAUCUGAGACUCCGAGACAAGCGUCAGAGACUUGUUUGGUUCCUAUGUAAACCAGGAUAAAGGCUCUCUUUCAAUACAUCAUGCACCCUUUCCGGUCAUAGGUCUGUGCUGAUGAAAUUGUCACCUCACAUUAUGUGUGAAUAUGUUAUUUUCUAGGACACGACUGUGUCUAUAUCUUAAUGCAAAACAUACUGAAAGAUGUAUACUUUGUCACACUAUAACAGAUAUGCUUUCUGCUUUAUUUGUGUUUUUGCAGCUUGAAAAAUAAUUGAAAUACCUCCUUGUAAGCGCCCUCAGCUUUUUUAAAAACAUUUUAGUCAUUUUAGCAGACGGUCUCAUCCAGAGCAACUUACAGUUAGUGAGUGCAUACAUUUUCAUACUGGCCCUACGUGGGAAUCAAACCCACAACCAUGGCGUUGCAAACACCAUGCUCUACCAACUGAGCUACACAGGACCUGUAGCUUCACAGGAGGAUCGUACGCUGUGCUUUCUGAGGCUUAGACUAGACUGACUCAAUAGUCUCUUUUAGUGAUGAUGCCACUCAGACUUUAAUGAGGAUAGCAAUGAAAGAAAUAUGCACCUGGAUUCCCAGAAUUCAGGUUCGUAAUUAGGACUCAUUUGUAUUGUUGCUCAGAUCUGAAAGUAAAAGGAUUCGUUUCCAAUCGUGACUCCAAAUGUCAGAAGUGAUAUUAUGAGGUUUUCUUUAGGAAGGCAAUGUCAUGCUUGAAUCCAUUGCAAAUCCCAGAGACUGCUAACGGCAUUUGAAAUGUAAAUAGAUGCAUAGAAAUGUGUUGAUGCGUAACAAUGCAUUGAUACAUUGAGGACCACUGGCUGUACCAUGCAUGUUCUGUCCAGUUGUCCACUCUAUAUGCAAGACAACUGGCCACCCCUCUGAGCCUGGUUCCUCUCUAGAUUUCUUACUAGGUUCCUGCCUUCUAGGGAGUUCUUCCUAGCCACUGGGCUUCUGCCUCUGCAUUGCUUGCUCUUUGGGGUUUAAGAUGGGUAUCUGUAAAGCACUUUGUGACAGCUGCUGAUGUAAAAUGGCUUUAUAAAAAUACAUUUGAUUUGAGUGUUAUAAUGUCAUGAGCUUACCUUAAUGAUAUGGUGUAUCCUCCAGUUCUGCUCAGAGUAGGACCGUUUCAGAUGGGUAGCUCAUAUUGUCAGAGUACCAGCAGGGUUAGGAGAAUGAGCUGGCAUGCAGGCGGUCAGUCGGUUCAUUGUACUCCCACUCCGUCCUGCUCCUGAAUGGGAGAGGGUAAUAGCCUCUCCUUCCAGCUGGCACUAGCCAUGGGCCCAUGUACACCACUGCUAUCUCUCCUCAUCCUUCCCUCAUUUUUCUCUCUAUCUCACUCACUCUUUCUUUUUAUAUAUAUAUAUUUAUAUCUCUCCUCCUAUUUCUCUAUAUAUGUCUCUCCUAUUUCUUCCAGCUGGCACCAUCCAAUUGCCUCCCUCUAACGCUUUUUUACAUCCCAUCUCCUCCUCCUCCUCUUCCUCCAUUUGUCAUCUUUCCCUCCCUCCUCUUCCUCUCAUCUUUUCCUGCACCCACCACAAGGGCUAAUGGCCGAGGGGUUCCUCAGGGCUCAGUACUCAGUUCUAUUCAGUUGUCUGACUCUGAGCUGUAGGUGUUAGUUAAAUGUGGAAUGUGGAAUGGCAUGCUGAGCCAUGGGGUUCAGAUGGUUAUCCUAUAGAUGGGCUGAGGGCGGAGAGAGCGGCUCUCCAACAAUGUCUAGACUAGAUUGUUUUGAAGGGGAGUUGGAGGUUGGAAGGAGACGUGGGGGUUACAAAAAAGCCCCAAAGCUAUUCAUGUGUGUAAUUGCAAUGAAAAGGAAUCUGGAAAUUGCAGCGAGGACAGUUAUUGCCUACUGCUUGAUUGUGAGUGGACAAGACUUCUAAGACUUAAGCUGUAAAUGAACACGCACCAUGCAGUGCGUCAAUUUUUUGACUGUUUGAAAGGUGAAUGACGUUUUCACUGGUGUUUACAUAAGGUCAGACAUUCGUAUUGUUGACACUUAUUUUAGCUAGUGACUUGACUUUUGACAAUAUUAGCAUUCUUUGUGUAGCUUUUCAGAAAAUAAUCGAGUUUAUAAAGUUACUUCAACCUGCAUAAACUUCUCCUGGACAGCACAAGUGUUUUUCUUCCACAAGCCUCUAUUCAGUGGACCCAUGCAGCCAUAGUCACUCAUGGAGAACAAUUUAAUUGCUCUUGCAUAGUGGUCAAUAUUAUGUCAUCCCAAAUGCAUCAUCAUUUAUUUUAUUUAUUUGAGUUUUAUUUAACUAGGCAAGUCAGUUAAGAACACCUUCUUAUUUACAAUGUCGGCCUACACCAUUUUAUAUGUAUGCAUCAUUAAACUCCUGGUUAUUGAAGUCUCAUUGAAGAGGUAGUCAUGUAAUGUAGGUUAAGCAGCUGUUAACAGAUGUUGAGACAAAUAUCCCCCCCUUUUAGGAAUACUGCAUCUAAAGUUACAAAGAAUAGCUUUGCCCUUGGAUUAACCAGUUCAAUCAAAGUUUGCAUUUCAGAAUCAGGGAAAAUAAUAAGUAUUAGGGGAUGUUUUGUCCAUAGAUCCCUGUACUAUUGUCCAUUAUCAGAUGCACAACAUAUACAUUACACAGAAAUGCUAGCACCUGCUAUCACAAAUGCCAUUAGCUUAGCUGUUAAAUGGUCUUUUUUAGUUUAGAUUAUUUGAUAUUUUAAAAUAAGGUACACAUACAAAAAGUAUGCACUUCAUUUAAGAAUCAGAAGAGAAACACAAAGUCUCCGCCUUAUUUCCAUUUGGUCCUCUAUCAUGACAGCGUUUGGCAAAUGUGGCAGGACCAAAAAAAACCACAGAAGCUAAAAUGGCAGGUCAGUCUUCAGGAGUCGCUACUGUGGUCCAAAGUCUAAUAUAGGGUCACUUGUUCAGCUCUGAAAGCAGUCUGUGGAAUUCUCCUGACCUACAUUUCUAGGCAUGUUGAUUUUUUUAUUUUAUUUUUUCUUCCUGCAGCUGUGAGGUGCAGCUGGCCAACUCCACCUUUAUAGCUCCUCCAGAUGAUCUGGGCCUGUAUUCAUAAAGUGUUUCAGCGUAGGAGUCCUGAUCUACGAUCAGUUUUUCCUUUUAGAUAAUGCUGAAUAAGACAGGGAGGACCUGAUUCUAGAUCAGCAAUCCUAUUUUGAGACACUUGGGAAUACAGGCCCUGAGUUUGGUAGUCCUAAUCCAUCUCACCAGCUUCACCUUUUUCUGUUAUUUUACCAGAUCAUCUCAGCUUUCAAGCUCACAGCUCCAUAGUAACCAAGUGGCCAUUUUGUUUCUCGACUGGGUGCAUAGGGUUCAUUGAAUGAAGUACAUUUGAACUCCGUCAAAUCUAUGGAAUUUGUUGAAAUGAGUGUCAUCUAGUUGCCAUUAUUGAUUGCCUGAUAGUGAAAUCAGUCAUUUAAUAUUUUGCGUGUGAAUCUGGCUGUUGCUAGGUAGAGGAAAUUCCAAUGGAUUGCUUAGUCUCAGUUAAGCCUUAUUCAUCAUUAGUCACAACAAAAUCAGUUGUAUUAGUGUAUUUAUCAUGACUGAUGUCAUAAUCUGUUAUAGCAUGUUAUUGUAUUGGUUUGGACUGAUGCCGUGUCUACACUGAAGUAUUUUCAGAUGCAUCAUUGUAUAAAUGUUGCUUCAGAAAUGCAAACAAUCUUUGUUAGAGUUGAAAUCACUAACAUAUUUUAAUAGGUUAUUUCAGGUGAAAUGCUACAUAAGUGGAACAGACUGAGUUUACUGAAGCAGGAUAUUAGAAAGGCCCUUAGCCAUAGUUUUAUCAAUUAAUUGCAAAGACAACAGUUGUAAAAGUAAUGGUUUAAACAUUCUUUGCUGAAUCUGUCCAGCUCAAAUGUAAUAACCCACUAUACUGCAGGCAAUAAAACAUGUGAACUUUAGCUACCCUGAUACUCCAGUAGGUUUCAAUAUGACUGAAUAGUGUCUGAGGGAUGAAAUUGGAGAUCAGAGUUGAGUUUUGCUCGCCGAGAUCCACACAGCUUUUUACAUUGUUAGGAGAGAAACUAGCCUGGUCUCAGGUCUCUUUUGUACUGUCUUGCCAACUCCUGUGGUCAUUGUUUAGCGUGACAAUGACCAUAAAAGUCGGCGAUACAGCACAAACCGAUCUAGGACCAGGCUUGAGAGAAACAGGCCUGCUGGGAGGAUUUGAGUCUUGAUAGCAGUUCCACUUACUGCUGUGAUCACACCUCACCAAUUACUGGGUCAGAAUCAGUGGCCUGGGCAGUGAUGCAGAGAAAACAACAUUCAAUAAAAUAACACCAAGGGUAGAAAUGAUCCUUUGCUCUAUUCAGAAAGCUUUCAGACUAAUCAGUGUGAAUGAAAGCAGUAGAACUGGUCUUGAUUGAACACUUCAAUACUCUUAUUGAUUACCUUUACCGCCCCCCCCUCGAUGGAGUUGUGUUGUGGUCGCCUCAGGGUCUCUUCUCGUUUCCACCUCCAGAAAUGAGCCAAAUAAUAUAUUGGUAAAUGAAUUUUUACAAUGAUUUUAACAUAUUGGUCCAUGCAUAUAGCCUAUGCAUGGUCUAUAUUAUCAGAUGUGCUAUUAGCAAUAAGCAUUAUCACCUGUAGCCCAACUGAUGCAGCAUAGUGGCUAUAAAUACAUAGGCUGAAGCAUGGGGUUGUCUAUCUGCAUUUACCCUGUUGGGCUAAUCAUUGGGCGAGUUCGUUUUGCAUGGCCCGGUACCCCGGGUAGGCGGAGUUUGUACAUGUUUAGACCAUUCCAUUGGUCCUUAAGUGAACUCUCCACCCACCCGGGGCACCCAUGCAAAACAAACUCUCCCAUGAGUUGAGUCACAGGUGUGCCGCUAAAAAAAUCAGCUGGCAGGUGGAAUGUGAACGUUCUUCCAACGUGUGGGUCAGCUCGUGGUUCAGAACAAUUACAUUUGUCUGAAACAUUUUAAAUUAAAAUAAUACAAUUUUUUUUUUUAAACAGGAGCUUGUUAUGUAGCAUUGUGUUGUGAAUUCCAAUCUGUGAGCAGCGAGGCAGACAAGGCUACCAACCACGCACGCAUUGAGAGUGUAGAGCCGGGAACAGUCCGUUAUUUGUGUUGUGUGAAAACAUUCUAAUUUGUCCACAUGCAGAGCUUAUGUUCCCUCUCCCCACGUGAGAAUACGACACGUUGCCAAGUUGACUUUCCCUGGAUAGCCUAGCUCACCCUAAAAUGGCUAAUGUAGGCGGUAAAUUUAAGGUUAUGAUAAGGGCAGGGGCGCAACUUUGGUUUUAGAAGUGGGGGGGGGGACAUAACUAUUAUUAUUUUUAAACAAUUUAUCCAGUCGGAUAAACACUCCAAACAGCCUACCCGACGCUCGGAGGCGUCUGCAUGGUCCUAAAGCAUACCGUUGCCUCGUUUUUGUAUCACAUUCCAAUGAUAAAACUGUGGGGGGGGACGACAAAAAUGCAGUUUCAGAAUGUGGGGGGGACAUGUCCUCCCCGUCCCCAGUGAAAGUUGCGCCCCAUUGUGGAAGUAGGUGCUGCACGAGUGAAAUCAACACGGUAGAUUGUUACACAGCCUGCACUAAGUGCAAGCAGGGUAAGACUAUUUUUUCCAGAUAAUUGUUAAUUAUUACAUUAAUUCAUGCUUAGACGAUACGCAGGCCAUAUAAAAUGGUGUGGCUGGCAAGCGUUUGAGUAGCCUACUAAAAUACAUUUAGCCUACAUUUGUAACCUAUAUUUGAUUCUGGGAUUUCCCUCCUAUGGCACUCGUAACUUGAGUGCACCUCUAAAGGAAUAUUUACCUCGCAUAGAACACACAACAUCAAACCGUACUUUCACACAGGAUUUACGCUAUUUUAACCCCCACCCUUACAAACAGAUGUGGUUGGGCGUCUAUUUUAAUAGAUCCAUUGAAAAUAUACCCAUCAAAAAUAAAUCCAUUAUUAAUUUGUUUAGGCAGGUCCUAAGAAACAAAAGACUAAUAAAAUGUAUUUGAAAAAAAAAUUUAUGGCAUAUUUUGAGUUCAAUUAUGUUGGGCUACUGGUCUGUGCAGCGUCAUGCACACAAUAAUCACUAGUUUUGUUAAUUAAACAGCCAAGACACACUUAGGCUACCCUGAUCACAGUCAACACACAUAUAUGUUAUAGUAGGCUAAGAAUAGCAUGAAAUAUAACAGAAUAAAAUACAGCAAAUAUUUUCCCAACACAACUUGCAUCAUGGAAACGUGUGGAACCGCUGUCAUAUAAAAAAAAAGGUGAUCUUUUAAAACAGAGCCCAGGGCAAGCCCAUGCUUUUUUGAUCUCUUUCCUAAUCUGUGUUGUUAGGGAGCGUAGGAGCUUACAUUGAGAGUAUCUUCAUCAUGAUACCCACAGAAAAUAAUAGCAAUCUAUAUUUUCAAAAGCAUUUGAGUGUCCUGUUCAUAUUUCACCACCUCAGCAGGCCGUUGGAGUUGCCUGUAUCCAACACCACGGGUAUUCAACUCUGACCCUAUGAGGUCCGGAGCCUGCUGCUUUUCUGUUCUACCUGAUAAAUCAGUCCCUGGUUGUCAGAUUCUUCUAUUCAUUACUCAUUUUGUUUGCGGAGGAAAAGUAAAUGUGGACUGUUCCAGCGUCUUCAAAGUGCGGCGGGAAAUUAAAACUUUCCCAAUACUAGGAUUUGAAAGUGCCCCUUAUGGAGAUAGAUUGGAUCCCCUUAAAAUGGGGAUUGACUCGUUUUAUAUUUAAUGUGAUAGAAUGCCUGCUGUAUUCAUGUGGUUACAGCUUGGCAGUUUGACUGAGCUGGAGUUGACUUCUAACGACUGGUUUGACUGUGUCAUGCAGACAGCUCUCUAAACUAUGUUAGCACCCUGUCUGUCUGCUUUGUUGCAUGGAGACCUUGUCAUGCCGUCACUGUCUACUCAGUCACAUACAGCGCUGUCAACUAUGAAAUAAAUGGUCCAUUAAAAUCAGGCUCAAUCAUAUUUCAGCCCUCCUCCAUUUUGUUCUAGCCAUAAAGGGAUAGCUUGGGAUUUUGGCAAUGAAGCCCGUUAUCUAUUGUCCGAUGAACUCGUGGAUACCCUUUCUAUGUCUCUGCGUCUAGUAUGAAGGAAGUUAAAAAAACAAGGUACUUUCGCAAGCCAAAUGCUAACUAGUGUUAGCACUAGCUUAGCCAGACUUCCAGUCUUUGCACUAAGCUAGUUUGCAUUGGCUCAUGAAACGACCUUUUUUUUAUUUUUUUUUUUAUAUUAUAUAUAUAUAUAUAUAUAUAUUUAUUAUUUUUAUUAUAUUAUUUUAUUUUUUUGUCAUUUAGUAGAGGGCAUACAUUUUCAUACUCUAACUUCCUUCAUACUGGACGGAGAGUCAUAAAAAUGGUAUCCACGAGUUCAUCUGAUCUGGGGAAGUAGAUAACGGGCUCCAUUGCCAACAUCCCAAACUAUCCCUUUAAUAACACACCUUUUCACCAUCUCGAUUUGCGUGUGCAUGUGUGUCACUUUAAUGCAUUUGUCUGACCACCAUGUUGUUGUGGUUGUUCUUCCACAGUCGAGGCUGGGGCUGGUGCCUGGAUGACCCCCCUGUGCGGAACGUGCUGGAUCUGAACUCUGUUCCCCCCGGGGUCCUGUACAGCGCUGCCCACCAGUGCCGCCUACAGUACGGCUCUGGGUCCCUGCUCUGUGACGACGUGGACGUAAGACCCCUGAAUCUGAACCAAUACUUGUCUGUUUCUUCAGCAUGCUCCUGCUAUCUGCAUAUCCCUCUAUGGUGUGCCCUCUGUGUCCCACAACGCUCGUCACAGCUCUCCCCUUCUCACUUCUCCUAUUGUCUCCUCUUCACUAAUGGUGUGUCAUGGCCAUCAUACCUUGCUCUUAAUUCCCCCACUAGUUACUGUAACCCUGCAUCACUCCUCUUAGCCGUUCCACCUUCUUCUCCCUCCGUCACUUCCUUACUGCUCUCUGUCUCUAUUCUCACACCCCCCUCCAUUUUACUCUUUACUCCUCAUCCUCAUUACUCUUCAUCCUCUUUACUCCUCCACUCCUCAUUACUCCUCCACUCCUCAUUAUUCCUCAUCCUCUUUACUCCUCAUCCUCAUUACUCCUCUUCCUCAUUACAUUACUCCUCAUUACUCCUCCACUCCUCAUUACUCCUCAUCCUCCUUACUCCUCAUCCUCAUUACAUUACUCCUCCCUCAUCCUCUUUACUCCUCAUCCUCAUUACUCCUCCGCUCCUCAUCCUCAUUACUCCUCAUCACUCCUCAUCCUCAUUACUCAUCAUCCUCAUUACUCCCCCACUCCUCAUUACUCCUCCGCUCCUCAUCCUCAUUACUCCUCAUCCUCAUCCUCAUUACUCCUCAUCCUCAUUACAUUACUCCUCCCUCAUCCUCUUUACUCCUCAUCCUCAUUACUCCUCCGCUCCUCAUCCUCAUUACUCCUCAUCACUCCUCAUCCUCAUUACUCCUCAUCCUCAUUACUCCCCCACUCCUCAUUACUCCUCCACUCCUCAUCCUCAUUACUCCUCCACUCCUCAUUACUCCUCCACUCCUCAUUACUCCUCAUCCUUUUUACUCAUCAUCCUCUUUACUCCUCCACUCCUCAUUAUUCCUCAUCCACUUUACUCCUCAUCCUCAUUACUCCUCUUCCUCAUUACAUUACUCCUCAUUACUCCUCCGCUCCUCAUUACUCCUCAUCCUCCUUACUCCUCAUCCUCAUUACAUUACUCCUCCCUCAUCCUCUUUACUCCUCAUCCUCAUUACUCCUCCGCUCCUCAUCCUCAUUACUCCUCCACUCCUCAUUACUCCUCCACUCCUCAUUACUCCUCAUCCUUUUUACUCCUCAUCCUCUUUACUCCUCCACUCCUCAUCACUCCUCAUCCUCAUUACUCCUCAUCCUCAUUACUCCCCCACUCCUCAUUACUCCUCCACUCCUCAUCCUCAUUACUCCUCCACUCCUCAUUAUUCCUCAUCCACUUUACUCCUCAUCCUUAUUGCAUUACUCCUCCGCUCCUCAUUACUCCUCAUCCUCAUUACUCCUCAUCCUCUUUACUCCUCCACUCCUCAUUACUCUUCAUCCUCUUUACUCCUCAUCCUCAUUACUCCUCACCCUCUUUACUCAUCCACUCCUCAUUACUCCUCAUCCUCUUUACUCCACCACUCCUCAUUACUCCUCAUCCUCUUUACUCCUCUAAUCCUCUUUACUCCUCAUCCUCUUUACUCCUCAUCCUCUUUACUCCUCAUCCUCAUUACUCCUCCACUCCUCAUUACGCCUCCACUCCUCAUUACUCCUCAUCCUCAUUACAUUACUCCUCCACUCCUCAUUAUUCCUCAUUACUCCUCAUUACAUUACUCCUCCACUCCUCAUUACUCAUCAUCCUCAUUACUCCUCCACUCCUCAUUACUCCUCCACUCCUCAUUACUCCUCAUCCUCUUUACUCCUCCACUCCUCAUUACUCCUCCACUCCUCAUUAUUCCUCAUCCUCUUUACUCCUCAUCCUCUAUUGCUUCCUCAUUAAAUCGCAUUUAACUCCAUCAAUCCUCUUUAACUACUCCACAAUCCACUCCCUCAUUACCCUUCAUCCUCUUACUCCUCAUCCUCAAUUACCCCAUCCUCUUACCUCCUCAUCCUCUUUACUCAUCCACUCCUCAUUACUCCUCAUCCUCUUUACUCAUCCACUCCUCAUUACUCCUCAUCCUCUUUACUCCUCCAAUCCUCUUUACUCCUCAUCCUCAUUACUGGUCCACUCCUCAUUACGCCUCCACUCCUCAUUACACCUCCACUCCUCAUUACUCCUCCACUCCUCAUUAUUCCUCAUCCCUUUACUCCUCAUCCUCAUUACUCAUCCUCAUUACAUUACUCCUCCACUCCUCAUUAUUCCUCAUACUCUUUACUCCUCAUCCUCGUUAUUCCUCAUUACAUUACUCCUCAUUACAUUACUCCUCCACUCCUCAUUACUCCUCCGCUCCUCAUUACUUCUCAUCCUCUAACUCCUCAUCCUCAUUACAUUCUCCCCCUUCCUCAUAGCCC
Molecule: messenger RNA, 10964 nt
Organism: Coregonus sp. 'balchen'
Lineage: Eukaryota; Metazoa; Chordata; Actinopteri; Salmoniformes; Salmonidae
Source: the annotation of a GenBank genome assembly